GUUGCAGCACUUCCGCUUCUCUCCCAGCGAGAGAGACACGAGUGGCCAGGCCCAGCCGCACCGAGGAGGAGCAGCCAGACACAAAGGGAGAGGUUGGGGUUGUGGUGGGGGGGUCGCUAUGUCGGAUGACGAUUCGAGGGCCAGCACCAGCUCCUCCUCAUCUUCAUCCUCCAACCAACAGACAGAGAAAGAGGCAAGCACCCCUAAGAAGAAGGAAAGCAAAGUCAGCAUGAGUAAAAACUCUAAGCUGCUGUCUACCAGUGCCAAGAGGAUUCAGAAGGAAUUGGCUGACAUCACCUUAGAUCCACCUCCCAACUGCAGUGCUGGCCCCAAAGGUGAUAACAUCUAUGAAUGGAGAUCAACCAUUCUAGGACCUCCAGGCUCUGUCUAUGAGGGAGGUGUUUUCUUCCUUGACAUCACAUUUACACCAGAAUAUCCUUUCAAGCCUCCAAAGGUAACGUUCCGGACAAGGAUCUAUCACUGUAACAUUAACAGCCAAGGCGUCAUCUGCCUGGACAUUUUGAAAGACAACUGGAGUCCAGCAUUAACCAUUUCUAAAGUUCUCCUGUCCAUCUGCUCCCUCCUCACAGACUGCAACCCUGCUGACCCCCUGGUUGGAAGCAUUGCCACUCAGUAUAUGACUAACAGAGCAGAGCAUGACAGAAUGGCCAGACAAUGGACCAAAAGAUAUGCUACAUAAAUUGCGUUUCUGUCAGAUUUACAUUAUUUGUCUGUGAUGGAAAGAGCUGCUUAUGAUUUUGAAGGGGUGGG
Lagopus leucura (white-tailed ptarmigan) is the source of this 771-nucleotide messenger RNA. RefSeq names its product ubiquitin-conjugating enzyme E2 E1. The record is from RefSeq and is a predicted model, not a curated record. The transcript has 6 exons. Gene Ontology annotation, cellular component: nucleus. The coding region runs from base 119 to 700 and encodes 193 amino acids. Gene Ontology annotation, molecular function: ubiquitin conjugating enzyme activity. Gene Ontology annotation, biological process: protein polyubiquitination. Lineage: Eukaryota; Metazoa; Chordata; Aves; Galliformes; Phasianidae.